GUGGAAUAUUCACAUCCAUCCCAUCAGUACGCUUCGCAGUCUACCAGGAUGAAGUUCACGAUUGCAGUUUUGCUACUUGCCUUUUCCCUCGCAAAUGGUUAUUUGCAGGAUAACGAUGAAUAUGAUCCGUUCGAGCCGUUCAUCAGUGGCGGUACCAAUAGCGUGCUUGGACAGUUUCCUUCGAUAGUUGCCGUUGGCGUUCCUACCCCAACUAAUGCCUUCUGCGGUGGCGUGAUUCUAAACGAAAACCAUGUCCUGACGGCGGCUCGUUGUGUACUCACCGUCCAGAACACAUUGCUAUUCCCGAAUCAGGUCACCAUAAUGUCCGGCGUUCUCCAGUUGAACUUUGCCGCUGCCCGUAUUGGAGUGUCCGCAGUGUACGUCCAUCCGCAGUACAAUCCGUUCACAUUUGCCAACAAUUUGGCCGUGCUCCGCACCACGUCAAACUUCUUCCCGCCGGAGGUUGCUGUUCCCAACAUUGGCUUCGCCGUCCUAGGAAAUGAGAUACCCUUCGACGGAUUGGCGUGUCAAGCUGCCGGAUGGAACAAUGCUACCGCGACACCCGUCCAGCAGUUCAUCAACGCCCCCGUCAUCAACAGAGACACGUGCAACGCGUUGGCGGUGAACUUGGGCCGUAUCGACGAGUCGAUGCUCUGUGCUGGAAUAGUAACAACCGGGGCUGGUGUUUGUGCUAGCAACAUGGGAACCGGGCUAUUCUGCGAUGGCCAGCUGGCUGGAAUCUUGUCCACCGGGUUUGGAUGCGGAACGGCGAACAAUCCCGGAGUGUACACGCAGAUCCGCUACUACCAGCAGUGGAUACGGCAGCAGUUUGAUCGACAGGAUAUCCCUACCGGAGGAUCCUCGCCGAUUCCAAUUUGGUAGACAUAUUUGGGAAUAAGUUAAAUAAAUUUGCUUAAUUAAUUAA
This is a messenger RNA of Armigeres subalbatus, 925 nucleotides long. RefSeq names its product trypsin alpha-3-like. Bases 49 to 882 code for a protein of 277 amino acids. The transcript is spliced from 2 exons. Gene Ontology annotation, biological process: proteolysis. Gene Ontology annotation, molecular function: serine-type endopeptidase activity. The record is from RefSeq and is a predicted model, not a curated record. NCBI's taxonomy places the organism in Eukaryota, Metazoa, Arthropoda, Insecta, Diptera, Culicidae.